AUGACCGUGCAGGUCAGUCGUCCUGGAUUGCCCUUACAACAGCUCAGCAGUUCUGUUCAGGAGAACAAGUAUCUAAGCGUUGUUCAUAUGGACAUCGAUUACAUGAAGGAUUAUCAGGAAUUCACUCUGGCAGAGGCGUGGCAAAAUCUUUCCAAUUUCAUCGAGCAGUUGCAUCGAAAAGGCAUUCAUGCAGUUAUUAAAGUUGGUCCUGCACUUGCGGUGACGGGAGAAGCGUUCCUUAGAGCGAGAAAUGCGGUGAGUUGA
Anisakis simplex (herring worm) is the source of this 264-nucleotide messenger RNA. The record is from the annotation of a GenBank genome assembly. NCBI's taxonomy places the organism in Eukaryota, Metazoa, Nematoda, Chromadorea, Rhabditida, Anisakidae.